CCGGGUGGGGCCUCGACUCCUCAGCCUGCAGCGCCUGCGGCGCCGCGAGCCCCUGGCCUUCAGGCCUCGCGCGCGGGCAGCCCUCGGCCCCCCGGACCUCCCUCGGCUGGGCCGGCCCGCGCCUCCGGGACCAUGCUGCGCUGGCUGCGGGGCUUCGUGCUGCCCGCGGCGGCCUGCCAGGACGCCGAGCCGCCGACGCGCUACGAGACCCUCUUCCAGAAGCUGGACCGCAACGGGGACGGCGUGGUGGACAUCCGCGAGCUGCAGGAGGGGCUCAAGAGCCUGGGCAUCCCCCUGGGCCAGGACGCCGAGGAGAAAAUUUUUACUACUGGUGAUGUCAACAAAGAUGGGAAGCUGGAUUUUGAAGAAUUCAUGAAGUACCUUAAAGAUCAUGAGAAAAAAAUGAAAUUGGCAUUUAAGAGUUUGGACAAAAAUAAUGAUGGAAAAAUUGAGGCUUCUGAAAUUGUCCAGUCUCUCCAGAUACUAGGUUUAACUAUUUCAGAACAACAAGCAGAGUUGAUUCUCCGAAGCAUUGAUGCUGAUGGGACAAUGACAGUGGACUGGAAUGAAUGGAGGGACUACUUCUUAUUUAAUCCCGUUACAGACAUUGAGGAAAUUAUCCGUUUCUGGAAACAUUCUACCGGUAUUGACAUAGGAGACAGUUUAACUAUUCCGGAUGAGUUCACGGAAGAUGAAAAAAAGUCAGGACAGUGGUGGAGGCAGCUCUUGGCAGGAGGUGUUGCCGGCGCCGUCUCUCGAACAAGCACUGCCCCUUUGGAUCGUCUGAAAGUCAUGAUGCAGGUCCAUGGUUCAAAAUCAGAGAAAAUGAACAUAUAUGGUGGCUUUCGACAGAUGGUGAAAGAAGGAGGGAUCCGCUCCCUUUGGAGAGGAAAUGGUACAAAUGUCAUUAAAAUUGCGCCUGAGACAGCUGUUAAGUUCUGGGCAUAUGAACAGUACAAGAAAUUGCUUACUGAGGAAGGACAAAAAGUAGGAACCUUCGAGAGAUUUAUUUCUGGUUCCAUGGCUGGAGCAACUGCACAAACUUUUAUUUAUCCUAUGGAGGUUCUGAAAACCAGACUGGCUGUAGGCAAAACUGGACAAUACUCUGGGAUAUUUGAUUGUGCCAAGAAGAUUUUGAAACAUGAAGGCAUGGGAGCUUUUUACAAAGGUUAUGUUCCCAAUUUAUUAGGCAUCAUACCUUAUGCAGGUAUAGAUCUUGCUGUGUAUGAGCUCCUAAAGUCCCAUUGGCUUGAUAAUUUUGCCAAAGACUCUGUAAACCCAGGAGUCAUGGUGUUGCUGGGAUGCGGAGCCUUAUCCAGCACCUGUGGUCAGCUGGCCAGCUACCCUUUGGCCUUGGUGAGAACACGCAUGCAGGCUCAAGCCAUGGUAGAAGGAGCCCCACAGCUGAACAUGGUUGGGCUUUUUCGACGGAUAAUUUCUAAAGAAGGAAUACCUGGACUUUACAGAGGCAUCACCCCAAACUUUAUGAAAGUGCUCCCUGCUGUAGGCAUCAGUUAUGUGGUUUAUGAAAAUAUGAAACAAACUUUAGGAGUAACUCAGAAAUGACAUGUUGAAUUUUUUUGCUUUAAUGUGAUUAUGGAAACUUUCAGUCAUCUCUAGAUUGACCUUUUUUUUUUUUUUUCCCCUGGAAUUGCAACAUGUCUGUGGCAAAAGAAGCUGUAUUUUUUUCACAAAAGGGAAGAGCAUAUCAAUGAUAACGUCAAACGUUUGGACUUGAUUUUAUACAUUCAGAAAUGUGAAAAAUCAUAGUUUUGAUACGAUCAUACAAUUUUGAAAAGGCCACAAAACUGUAUUUUAUCUUUUCUUAUUCAUCCUAUUUACAAAUCUGUGCCCUGAAUCCUAAAUCUGAAAAAAAAAGUACUUGCUUGAACUAAGUUUGUUUGUGUGAUAGAGUUAUAAAUCUUUAAUCUUUAUUUUGGUUGGUUCAAGUUCCUGCCAGUUCCUUUAUCCUUAAAUAUCUUUUCCUUGAAAACAAAAUGAUCAUGAAACCUCAAAACUUAAAUUGUUUAUAUAUUUUGUGUGUCUUUAUAAACUUCUUAAAAUUUCCCUGUAGAAUGGAGAAUCAUUGCAUGAAAACAUACCUUACAGCAGCCAAAUAGGUAUAGCGUUUAUAUUCUUUCUUAAAGCUGAAUAAGAAUGAAUGUUAAGUGGCAGAAUUUCAAGGCGUGCAAAUAGCCCAGCCCAUUCAUGUAAUUUUUGUGUAAGGGGGAGUGCUCAAAUAUUUAUUUCUGUGGGCACGUCCCUGUUUUUCUUGCACUGUUAUUUGAUCCCAGGAUGGCACACUGAUUGUCAGUAUGUUACUGUUAAAUUAUCAACACACGGCAACUUAUUUGAAAGAUGCUUUUUAUUGUCAUUGGUUUGAAAAGCACCAGGAAACAAAACCCUUUGGCCUGUAAUCAACUUUUGAAGAACAUCUUUCUUUGCUUUGUGCUUUGUUUCCUACUUGAGUCUGACUUCCAUUUUAAUCAGGAAGGCUUCUUGGUUAUCUGAAAUCUCUUAAUUACACAAAGUAGGUUGAUCAUGCGUGAAGGGCAUUCUCAUUUCCCCUCACUGUUUAAUUUCUUUGACCCUGCACUUCUCUAAUUGGGCAGCAUAUAUAUGAGGAGAAUAGUGCAUAUUAAUAGUACUAUAUGUUAACUUUAUAAUUUGGUGUCUGUAUUUAAAUGAGAGGCCCAAUUUAUAGACAUGUACAUUCAUGUUCUUUCUUGCUCCCAGUCUAAGGAACAUGUUAUGAUAUAGAAACUUACUUUAUAAUAUUGAUAACAUGCUUUUAUUUUACUGAAGCCAUUUUUGCAAUCAGCUGUCUUUUCUAAUUUGUGUGAUUAAGGCUUAGAAAAAUAUUUAUUAAUUGAAGUUAUUCUUUAAUUUAGUUCGAGUUUGAUUUCUAGUAAUUUCUGUUAUAAAUUGCCAACAUGUUCAUGAAAAUCUAGUGACAUAACAGACAUUUCCUUUAUUUGAACCUACCUCUCAUAUUUUCUGAACCAAAAAGAAAUGUUGGAUUUGUAUUUGUGAAACAUAUACUAAAAUUUAGUUUUCAUUAUAUUAGUUACAUCUGAUAAAUGUCUCUGUAUUUUUAUGAUACAUAUGAUGCAUAUGUAUGGGACUCUGUCUUCGGGAUGUUUGUACUUUUGAAAUACAUAAAUGACAAUAUUAAGGUGCAUGGUACAUGAUUAGCUCUUUUUUUCACAUGAAAUUAUGGAAUGAGUAAAAUUGCAAACUACUGAAAAAGAUUCAUUGUUCAUUAUGAAUUUAAAUUGUUUGCUAUUUAUCACUUGUAAGGUAUGAGUGUGAUCUAUCUGUGUAUCUUGUAUCUUUUGGAAAGAGCCCAGAGUUGAAAAUAGUUUAUUUCCAUCACUAUUGCAUAUUUACUUUCCAUUUAUAUUAAAAACAUAAAUAUAUAUUUGUUUU
This is a messenger RNA of Phacochoerus africanus (Common warthog), 3429 nucleotides long. Its product is annotated as calcium-binding mitochondrial carrier protein SCaMC-1. Gene Ontology annotation, biological process: transmembrane transport. The coding region runs from base 133 to 1566 and encodes 477 amino acids. NCBI's taxonomy places the organism in Eukaryota, Metazoa, Chordata, Mammalia, Artiodactyla, Suidae. Gene Ontology annotation, cellular component: mitochondrial inner membrane. The transcript has 10 exons. Gene Ontology annotation, molecular function: ATP transmembrane transporter activity; calcium ion binding. The record is from RefSeq and is a predicted model, not a curated record.